Molecule: messenger RNA, 3409 nt
Organism: Passer domesticus (house sparrow)
Lineage: Eukaryota; Metazoa; Chordata; Aves; Passeriformes; Passeridae
Exons: 23
Coding region: 658-1290 (210 amino acids)
Source: RefSeq, a predicted model, not a curated record
AGCUGGUGGUCCCAGGGGCAAAAGAAAACCCUGACCAGCUCUCACUUGAGUGUGUGACUGUGUGAGGUUAGUACUGAUGUUGAAAGCAAAGGUCUCAAAAAGCAAAAGUUCCUCAGUCUCUGGAAUGUGUAAUUCUGCUUCCCAAUCAGCUUUGUGUUUCCUGUGGACUCCCAGAGAUUGGACUAAUCUUUGCUCCUUGUCUGGCACCACCAGGGGAAGGCUCAUCAUAACAGCCUGUUUGGACACCAUACUCUUUUGGAGACGGGACUUUUUUUUCCUGAUAAUAAUCACCAUAUGAUAACCCCAGUGGAAGGAGAGACACAGUAUAGCACUAUGGGGUAGCAUUUGUACUAUCAAAUGCCUAAAAUGCUUUUAUCCAUCCACAAUGAGCUUUCAAGUUCUGUCCUUGUUACCAGAGAUGAGCCCCACAGCCUUUGCCACUGUGUCAUUGAGGAAGUCUUUUGAUAACAAUUUCCAUUGCAAUAAACGGGAAAGUUCUCUGGAAGAAUGCACCUCUCAAUCAAUGUUAGACAGAAGCAUGCUCACCUUUGAAGCUGUAAACAUGCAGGAAGCCCAUCCCAGAAGAACAUAUUUUUUCUGGAACUGCUGAGAACUGAAGGCUUUGUGCUUGGAUGAAUAUCUUUUGAGGAGUAACGAAUGUCAGAAGAUUGUUGGAAGAAGCACCCUGCAGGCAUGAAGAAAGCAGUGAAGAAAGACUCACCGGAGGAAAGAAGUCUCUGCAACUGCAGUACUGAAUCUCAGACAGAAUGGAGGUUCCAGUUCAGGAAAAUAUUAAAACAGAGAACUCAAAGGGACUUCAUAAAAUGCUUACAGGAAAUUCACUUGCCAGAAGUAUCCAUAGAGAGGGAGCAGAAAAUGAAUGUGAAUGCAACCACAGCAAAUGUUGAGAAAAACAAAUAUAUAACAGAACUCCGAGACUCCUUUCCAAUAUUUCAUUUGCCGGCUUUCAAACGUCAUCAUGGGAGCAAUGAGACAAGAAAAGAGUCUUUUCUUCCUUCAAGGUCUGCAGUGAACAGUGUAAAGCCACGCACAAUGGAUUUGGAAGAAGCUUUAUAUAUUAUGACAAUUUUACAGGACUGUUCUGUAAAAGGUUGCACUAAGGAGAUGCUUUGUAGAAGAUUCUAUCCUCAGGUAACUAUUCCUGCCUGGCACUUAUCCAGCUGCAAGGGUGGGGGGGGUCACAGAAGAGAGCAAGUUAAAUUGCUGAGUUUCCCACCAAGCGUGCCAGAGGUGAAAAGAAAGAGCUUCACUUUCCCCACCAGAGGAUAGCUGGAUGCCCACCACCACUAUGCCUCCCUACAAAAGGAAUUUUGUGGGCUGCUCUUCAGCCAUCACUGUCGUCCACACGAUGCUGCUGCCUGUAACUGGGAAAGUCCAAAAGGAAUGGAAGUGUCAACAGCAGUCUGGAUCAACUCCAUCUUCUCUGAGCUCGCAACACUGGUUCUUGGUCCAGGGCAGGGCUGUGAGAUCCAGGAAAUAUCCAAAUGCACUGUGUUAAACCUCAUUGGUCAGCAAUCCAGUGAAACUCAGUUCAUUGGCUGAAAGCAGAGAAGAAACCAAGAGGAAAUCCUACCUCGUGAGUCUGUAGAAGCUGGCAUCCCUUGGCUGUGCUCCCAGGGUGGUAUGGCUCAGGCAUCACUGUCUGGCAGUGCUGACUGCACAGACAUCAGAGAAAAUCAAUGGGAUUCACUGUGGAGUGAAGCGUUACCAGCCAGCGAUGCAAGGAAAUAUAACACUAGAAGAUCCCUUGUCAGAAACUGGCUCCUAUUUUCAUUGGAAGAGCUCGGAGAAGAUAAACUUUCUGGGAAGGAUGGGCUUGUCUGUUGGAGAACUGCCUUAAAAAAACCCCAAAGGAGUUGAAAAUUCUCCCCUGGAGAGCAUCAGCAGGCACCCAGAAUACAUCUCCAGGGUCACUUAAUUCCCUGGAUCCUACCCAACUGCUAUUGAAGUUAAUUGAAAAAACUCCCAUUGCCUUGAAGAGGUUUUGGAUCUGACUCAAACGCCUCAGUGGCAGCAGAUUACAAGAAGGAACCCCACUGUGCAAUUCCAGCCAUCUGCCUAUGGGUACAAAGCCUUCUGGAGGAUUCCUUCGAUUUAAUUUCUCUAGCUUAAAGCCGAAUGGAGAGAACAAAGGCAGAGCUCACAGUCCUUAAUUAAGAGGAUGAAGGAAGGCAGAGGGGAUGCUGACAGGAGGUGACAGGCUCAUUGAAAAGAAAAAGCUACAUCCUGAGAAUGGGGAGAUAUUAUAGACAAUUCUUUGAGGCUUGCUGAAGUGCAAAACUAAUCCCUUCUGGGAUGGACAGAAUCCUUGUCCUAGCAAGGCCACCUCUGAAGAACUGGAAGCAUGCAGAUUUUUCAUCUGAGUUGCUCUGAGUAUUAGAAUGAUGAAUCAGUGACUGCUGAAGCAUCUAAUUCAAUUAAAGCUCUGCAUCAAAGAAUUGUGGUUGUCAACAUUAGCAACCAGGCGCCACACUUGCCCAGCUUGAGGGAAUCUCAGAGGAAAAGGAUAUUUUUGAGCACUGGGAACCUUGUCACUGAGCAUACCCCAAAGAUGGAAACAAUCAUCCCAGUUUUCUUUUGUCUGAUUCCUAAAUCACUUGGAUGGAGUUUCAUCAGGAAAGAAUAAAUGCAAGUAGUUCCACUGAGUUGCAGAGGACUGUGUGAAGCGAACUGUCCAUAUCUUUCCAGCUCAAGUUUAAUGCACUGCACCAAUCCCGUCCAUGCACAGAGAGCACUUGCAGAGUGAGAAAAGCCCACUGGACUUUCCCCAUCCACCCGUAAAAUCCCUUGCAGGAUCCUGAUGCCCAGCAAGGCUUUCCCAGCUCUUGCUGUAUUUGUCGGGAGGAACUUGGCAGUCCUCCCCUUGGCAGAGGCAGCAGAGCACAGCCAAACUGCAGCAGCCGAGCAGCCCCUGCAUCUUGAAAUAACCAGGGAGGACUGGCAGGAGAUGCAUCGCUCUGAAGUGUAGCUGGGCUUAGCAGAUCCCCUUUGCCACUCCUGAAGUAGGAAUGUGAAGGAUUCAUUACUUUGCAGAGCAAAGAAUAUAUGUUUUUCACUGAACAAGUAAUAAAUGAUGGGGAGGAAGAAAGAUCUUUAAAUAUCAAUGGACUCUGUUCAUGGUCAUAUUGCAUCAUGUGGAAGAAAAUACAAAAGUCAGUGAAGGAGUUUCAAGAACAUUCAGAAUAUAUGGACAAUAUGCAGUGAUCCUGUCAAAUGGAAGGCUUUACGUGCAAAAGGCAAAGACCACUCCUGUGAAGAUUGUUAAUGCAUUGACAGCCUUAAGAGAGCUGCUUUGUUACAGCACAGGUCCAUACUUCCCAUGGUGAGCCAAGGUGUCCCCAGCUGGUACAGCUAGGACCUUGGAGAGCAGGAGCAGGAGCACGUCUCU